CACGGACCAUGUCGACAAUGGAGUCUCCCCAAUCUCACACCCCCUUUGAACCCUUUGCCAUUUUAACACCUAGACUGCUGCUCUUGCCCACCCCGAUUGCCGUCUCCUUGGCCACCUACCGCGCCCAUUAUGCAGGCUUACAUGCCGACAAGAGCUUCUGUCAAAUGGCCUUUGGAGACCAUUUCCCGGCUCGCAACUGGAGCGACGAUGAAACUCGGGCAGUGAUCGAGACGCGUGAUAUUGAGCGGUCUUGGAAGAGACGGGGCCUGGGUGAUUUUGCUGUAGGACUGCGCGCGUCCUGCGAUCGCGAUGAGUACACUACCGAAGGCACUUCACGUUGCUUGGUGCUCAAGGGAGAUGAGUUCCAGAGUCUUGCGGGGCAGAACUCGCAACUCCUGCGUGAGAUUAAGUGGGUGGGCUAUGCUGGGGUCCGGGAUGCAACGACGACGUCUCUCCCAGACCGCGAAGAGGGUGACACGCCUCUCCCACCAUGGCAGGAGAUGGUUGAGCUGAGAUACGGUAUUUCGCCGGCAUUCUGGGGUGGGGGGAUUGCAAAAGAAGCAUCCGAGGCGGUUAUACAGUGGGCAGUCAAUGAAAGGGGCGUCAAGAGAUUUAUUGGCGAGACAGAGCGACACAAUCAGCGAAGUGCGAGGCUUUUACAAAAGCUUGGAUUUGUUACCAGCGGAACAAAUUAUUGGAAAGAGCCCAGUGAACUGGAAUGGGAAUUAGUUAUAUAAUUAUACUGUACCUAUCCUUUCAAUCCACUGCGGAGGGGGUCUGGGAUACGACAGGCUGUGCAGGAGACGAUUGAAAGAACAGUAAAUUACGGGAAGGAAAAGG
Molecule: messenger RNA, 840 nt
Organism: Aspergillus versicolor CBS 583.65
Lineage: Eukaryota; Fungi; Ascomycota; Eurotiomycetes; Eurotiales; Aspergillaceae
Product: GNAT family N-acetyltransferase
Exons: 2
Coding region: 18-737 (239 amino acids)
Molecular function (GO): acyltransferase activity, transferring groups other than amino-acyl groups
Source: RefSeq, a predicted model, not a curated record